GACGCGGCGGCGGCGGCAGCAAGAUGGCGGCCAAGUCGGAUGGCGGCGGCGGCGGCGGCGGCGGCGGCGGCGGCUUCGCCCAGCUGCACAACCUGGACGAGGCGGCGGCGGCCGCAGGCGGCGGCGGCGUCGGGGCAGCGGCGGCCGAGGUGGCGGAGGAGCCGGGCGGCAGCAGCUCCUUGCACAUCUGCCACUGCUGCAACACGUCGUCUUGCUACUGGGGCUGCCGGAGCGCCUGCCUGCGGAACCUUUUCGGGCGGGCGGCCGCCGCCACCGCCGCCGCCGAGCCGCUGGCCCCGCGCCCCCCCGCCGCCGCCGAGGGGCCGCCGGAGGCCGGCGAGGCGGCCGAACGGCCGUGGCUGGACUGCCUGUGGAUCGUGCUGGCGCUGCUGGUGCUGCUGGGGGACGUGGGCACGGACCUGUGGCUGGCGCUGCACCACUACGGCCGGCGGGACUACUUGUGGUGCGGCCUCACCCUGGCCUUCGUGCUGCUGCCCUCGGUGCUGGUGCAGAUCCUGAGCUUCCGCUGGUUCGUGCAGGACUUCACGGGCGGCGGGCUGGGCGCCGUGCAGGGGCUCAGCAGCCGCGGGCCGCCCAUGAUGGGGGGGACCGCGGGCCGGCGCGGGGGACCCGCCGGCGGGGUAGGAGGAGCCGCCGGCACCGUCACCCCCGGGGCGCAGCGCCUCUGCAGGAUCUCCGUCUGGGUCUGGCAGUCCGUCAUCCACCUGCUGCAGAUGGGGCAGGUGUGGAGGUAUAUCCGAACUAUGUACCUGGGGAUCCAGAGCCAGAGGCGGAAGGAACACCAGCGGCGUUUCUACUGGGCUAUGAUGUACGAAUAUGCAGACGUAAACAUGCUGCGCCUCCUGGAAACGUUCCUCGAGAGCGCCCCUCAACUGGUGCUACAGCUCUGCAUAAUGAUCCAAAAGAACCGUGCAGAAACAUUACCAUGUGUGUCCUCUGUGGCCUCCCUGAUGUCCCUGGCUUGGGUGCUAGCCUCCUAUCACAAGCUUCUUCGGGACUCUAGGGACGACAAGAAGAGUAUGAGCUACAGAGGGGCCCUCAUCCAUCUCUUCUGGCGCAUCUUCACCAUCUCAUCCCGAGUUAUUUCUUUUGCUCUCUUUGCUUCCAUCUUCCAGCUCUACUUUGGGAUCUUUGUAGUGGUCCAUUGGUGUGCCAUGGCUUUCUGGAUCAUCCAUGGUGGGACAGACUUCUGCAUGUCUAAGUGGGAGGAGAUCCUCUUCAACAUGGUGGUAGGGAUUGUGUACAUUUUCUGCUGGUUUAAUGUCAAGGAAGGGCGGACUCGAUACCGAAUGUUUGCGUAUUACACGGUGGUCCUGACGGAGAACGCGACCUUGACGCUCCUUUGGUAUUUUUACAGAGAUCCCGACACCACUGACUCAUAUGCCGUGCCAGCACUGUGUUGUGUCUUUCUUAGCUUUGCUGCUGGGAUAGCUCUGAUGCUGUUAUAUUAUGGUGUGCUGCAUCCCAUGGGGCCAAGAGCUAAGAUCUUUGCCAGCUCCUGUUGCGCCGAGCUGCUCUGGGGCAUUCCUUUGCCCCCCGAUGUUGAGCCCAUGGCGCCCCAAACCCCUGGGUACCGGGGGGCCCAGGCUACGCCCACCAGAGCGGUCACGGAGCAACAGGAGGAACUCACAGCUGACACUUGCUUGCCCGUUUUCCAGGUGAGAGCAAUGGUUCCAUCUACUCCAUCUGGGCGACCCUACCCCCCCGAGGGGCCUCUCAUUAAGAUUGACAUCCCAAGAAAAAGAUAUCCUGCCUGGGAUGCUCAUUUUGUAGACAGGAGGUUAAGAAGAACUAUCAACAUCCUCCAAUAUGUCACCCCCACAGCUGUAGGUAUUAGGUAUAGAGAUGGACCUCUCUUAUAUGAGUUGCUACAAUAUGAAUCUUCACUUUAAAAGCUCCUUAAAGCAAAAGUAAAAGAGGGGACCUUAUUUUUGUUUACGGUAAACACAGAUCAUGAAACAAACACAAACCUUCAGAUAAGCUUUCUUUCUGGUUGCUGUAUGUAUAAAAAAAAAGAAAAAAAAAGAUAUUCUCUAUGUUUUGUAAGUAAAAACAAAAAGAAAAACUUUUCUUUUGUUUUUUACACACAAGAAACAGUAUUUCAACUUCCACACCUAGGAUUCACAGGUGGAGAAGGAGGCAUCUCCACAUCAGUUUUAUACCGUACACCAAGUGUAGAACAUUAUUUAUGGGAUUGGUGCUGAUUGAAAAAUAAAAAAAAAACAAACAAACAAACCUACAACUGCCUUAUGCCCUUAGGUGCUGAGUUUCAUUAAGUACUGUCACCUUUCUCAUGCAAAACUCUUUGAUGAUUAUAUGCCAGGAAAAAAAAAAAAGAAAAAGAAAAAAAAAACCGAAACAAAACAAAAAACCAACUGAAAUGCAAACCUUAAAAGUAAAAAAAAAAUAGUUAAAAAAAAAUGAACAACAACAACAAAAAGAGAGAAAUGUAUGAAAAAGAAAAAUCCUGUUGCUUUUAUUGGAUUUAACAAAAAAAAAAAAAAAGCCCCAAAUAUCUAAAGAUAAGAAAGCAAAGCCAAGACACCCCUAAUGGAGUUUGGUUUUUCCAACAGCUGAAAAAGACAAAAUCAGGUCUGUAAGAUAAUUUGGCAAGGAAUUUAUAGCACCAGUUGGCCAAGCCCCUGAGCCUUGACCGAGUCGUGUUAUGAACACGAUCCCACCACGAAACCGUUUUCCUUGUGGAGACGGAUCACGUGGAAUGGUGGCUUUGCACCAGAUUAGUGUGAUAACGAUGGAUCUGAUCUUGUUUCCAACAAUUGCACGUGCUAAAGCACCACUGUCUCCAGUGGAGCAAACACCAACAGCCUGAGCCCAGAAUAAGGCCUGCCACCUUGAAUUCUGGAAAAUACCAAAUCAUUGAAAUUAUAUACCAAAAACAUCCUACGGAAGUCCAUUUACACAUAUCUAAUAAUUAUUUCAGUAAUAAUAAAACUCAGCAUGGUAGCAAAAAGCGAGUCAAUUUAAAGGCACAAUACUUGAUCAGUGACUGGCAAAAUAAUUUGACCUACUGUAUCAUUUUAAGGCUGUGAAAGGCAUACAUGUAUUAUUUGUAAUCUUGUGUAAGACCUGUCAUGUCUCAUUCAGUGCGAGCCUUAAAGUGAUUGUAAAGCAUCCUUUUGUUCCAUUUUGGGGAUUUUUGGGUUUUGAUUUUUUGUUUUUGUUCUGUUUUGUUUUUAAGGAAAACAAAACAUGAAAAGUCGGGAUAUAAAAAAAAAAACAAACAAAAACAAACAAAAAAAAGGCAAACAAACAACAACAAAACAACCAACAAACUUCUUCAAACGGUAAUAACCUGUAAACUGACUCACGUCUCGAGAUGAUUUGGUGCUUUGUAUUUUUCGUUGAUGUUGUUGUUGUGAUUUAGCUGAGAAUUCUUCGACUCGGUACAUGUGGGGAACUGCUGACAAAAAAAACUGUCUCGUGUCACCCUCUACUGUAAGUACAUGGCGAGAAACAACGAGCAGAGGAGUUUCAAGAGCGUAGUGAGAGCAUCGUGGUUUAGCUUUAGCCUUCUCACCGCAAGGAGCUGCUGCCACCUCCGAUGAUGGCAAAGCCCAGACGGUCACCUGCCGAGGGCUGAGUGGUUGUCUUUGACAUUUCCAAGUAACCCGCUCGGUGUCUGAACAUUCCCAUCUCUCCAAUUCUGUUUCUGUGCUGGAAUCUCUUUGUUUUCGAGUUCGGUCACGGGUUUUGCGUCUGUCCAACAACACCCUUUUUUUUUUUUUCCGUUUACGAGAGUAUUGCUCCUUUAAAAGGAAUAAUCCCGUUUCAGGGCAUCUUUUCAAUCCCACCAUCCCUCUACUUGGGAGGGGAAAAAAACAACAACAACAACAAAAUGAGGUAUUUUUAAGUGAAUGCUGUAGUAUUUUCUGUGUGUAAUUGCAAUUUUUUAUUCCAGAAAUACUGUAACUGUCUAGGGUGCAAAACUCCCAUGCUGACCUAUUCUAAAGAGGAGAUCAGCAUGGGGGGGAUAUUUUUUAAUUAUGAUUAUGAUUAUUUUUUUUUUAAUUUGAGGAAUCAGUUGGUUUUUUUAAUUAUAAUAGUAUUUAAAGAAACUAGUACCAAUUUUAUAUAACAGUUUAAAGAAGCUGAAUGCUUUCUUCGCCUGAAUAUACCUGAAGAGAAACAUUUUUUUCAAUCAGUGAUCCUUUGCAGUGUUCUGAGAAAAUGUUGGGGUUUCUUCAGUUGUUUCGUUUUGUUUUGUAAAGGAAACUUUUAACUGGUGUCUGUCCCUUUCCAGGAGGACAGGACUCACUCACGCCAAACUAUAGACACAAGGCAAAGUUUAUACGAAGCCAAAUUGUCACUGGUACUGUAAUUCCCAGUCAAACUCCAUUUCAGGCAAAUGUUUCUGGGCUCUGAUUACAACUAAUGUGAUGGUCACAUUUUCCUGCAAAAGGAGGGAUUUGGUCCUGUCAUUCCCCAUCUAACUUCCCAGUCCCUUGUUUAAUGUGCACAUAAAUACAUACAUAUAUAUAUAUACAUAUAUAUAUAUACAUGAACUUAUAUAUAAUUGUGAAAAGCUUUCAUUUCCCUUCUCCACUGUCUGUGUCACAAAAACAGUCCCUUCUCAAGUGUCCUACUAACAUUUCACCCUGUUUCUUCCCUGAUCAGUCUCCAUAAAAAGAGGUAAUUUGUGAAGUGAACUUGCUGUCCCCACCUACUGAGUCAUAAAAACCUGGAGGUGCCCAUCCUCCAGCGACAGGCCUGCCUUUCUCCUCCCAGGACUUUCUUUUGACCUACCUUUCAUGCUAGUGUAGACUUGAAUCUGAUCCAACUCCCUGUGUAAAGAGUCUCCUUGGUCCUUCCAUGAAGAGCUCUGCUCUGCAAUCUGCACUUCAUUGGCAAAAGCAUGAGAAAGGAAUGGGUGGCAAACAACCCUGCUGUUCUUUGGGGGCCUCUCUUCCGGGAGAUAGCAUCGUUAUUUUCAAAAGCACCAUGAGAAGGUCCCUCUCCCCAGACCUGUCCCCCCUGAAAGUCUGGAGAUGUGAUCCCAGUCGCUGGCCCCGCUGAACCGCCGGACGCUGCCGCUUCACACCAGGACAGUGAGAGGAGCCAACGAGCCAAGGCACAGUCACCAGGUGUCGAGGAGGAGACCCUUCAGUGUUGCCUCUCACGAGCAACUUCAGCCUGCCUUCCCUCAGGAACAGGAUCUUACUCCACAUCACCACACCAACAGCCGUCCUCUCCCUCCCGUGACAGGAGUGGAGGGGCAAAACACUCUGGAAGUGUCCUUACUUCUCAAUGCAGUGCUAAUUUCUCACAACCAAACCAGCUUAACUAAGGGCUUGACACAUCCCUGUUCCAAAGUCCUCCUCCUUCGUGGCUCGUAGUGUGGAUAACAAUGAAGGCCGGGGCCACCACUGCGUGUUAAGACUGUUUCAUUACUCUUGGUUGCAUAAACUCUCUGCCUCUGUUUCUAGUCCUUUCUUUGAAUGACAUCCACUGGCAUCUUCAUUGAGCAAAGGAUUUCCAGUGAGAGCCUGUGCCAACCCUGAAGAACUAUUUCUUUUUUCAAGGACUUCCAUUACAGCCUUAACGUAAAACACGUGCUCUGCCACUACACCCAAUGAGUUCACAUUGGACAGCUUGGGGUGGUGACCUAUUUCCUCUUGGGAUUUCCUGUGAUCUUCUUGCCAAACAGCGCCUUUUGCCAAGCCAAAAGCUCGGGGAGGAAAACUACCCCCAGCUCUUUAUUGGUACUAAUCCCAGUGCUGAGUCCAGUCCUCUCCUCCUGUUUUGUUUAUUUUUUGCCCUCUGACUUUUCCUGUGCACUUUUUCAGGGUGGUCAGUGACUUGUUUUGGUUUCAGCUUGGUUUUAACUCCUCAUCUUGCCCCUGGUAGCUCAGUUAUACCAUGUCCCACCUUCUUGCCAGAAGAUACCGAGCGAGGAGUUUUUCAGACUGCCAUGGAGAAGGUUGAGCCUGUGUUUAUUCACAUCACAAGAUCAGCUGGCACCUUCUCUGACACGUUUGUGCUGCUGGAUUCACCCUGGAAUCAUCUAAACCAGCCAACUGUGCCAUGCCAGGGCAUGAGGGCUCCACCAUCCCGACUGUUAUACUGUUCAAACCUUCCCUGGCAUGGUUUUGACCCACUCCAACAAGCCCUGGACUCGGGCACAGCUUUCCCAGGCAUGGCCAGAGACCAUCCCCAUCCAGCAGUUUGGGUGCAGCUGCUCUGCAUCAGGGGUGGAAGAUUUUAGCAGUGUGAUUGGGGCCAGCACUUCUCAGUUGGCCUCGUGGCCAGAAUGGAUCCUGGAAGUGCUUAGUUUGCUAAUAAAUAUGUAACUCUGUGCCCGCAGACCAGGAUUCAGGAUGUGGAGGAGAACGUCAGCUCCGAUCUGGCAUUUUUCUGUUUUCUGCCCAAUCCAAUGGACAAGUUGUUUUUCAGUUCACUCUGUUCUUUUUGCUGAGGUUGUUUUGCAAACAGCGCCGCUUUUAUCGCUCCGAUGUCAACCCAUCCAUCCCUCCAACCAUGUCAGAUGGGUGGCAUGUUUACUGUGAUAGUGUUAUACAACCAUAGGCAGCUAAUUCAGAGACAGGAAUGAUUCAGACCAGACCAAAUCAACAAUGGAAAUACAGAAAUUACAAGGUCCCUGCCCCUGCCCUUGUCAUGCUUUGCCACCCACACAAGGCAUUUUUUUAUCUGCAGCUUUUCCAACCUGAACCGCAGAAGAAGAGCCAAUGUUGAAUAAUUACCAGUGGAAACUGCAAGUGAGCCACCAAUUUUGAGUGUAAAUAUAUAUAUUUUCAGUGUUUGGGAUUGCAGCUAAUGCUCUGCUUCACCCCGUCCUUCUCUGCACCUGCCAAAAGUCAGCACUCAUUUGCAUGCAUUUUUAUUUAAAGCUGACUGGAUGAAACAGGACAAAAUUAAUUCCAAGCUUUAGUCAAUGGUCUGCUAAAGCCUGGCUCACGAGGGGAGCACUGCUAUUGACUUUCAGAGCACAAUCUCCCUGUGCUCUUCAGCUAUAUUUCUGUACACACAAGAUUCACUUCACAAUUUAUCCUGCCCCACCCCCAUCCCCACACAGAAAUGCAUGUUCCACCUGUCACCCGCACACCUGACUAAAUCUCCCGAAGAAAAUGUGGUCUGAGGUCCGUCCAGCGUGAUUCCAUUGAAGCUCAGAGGUGCUUUGAAAAGGAAAACUUACUACUGUGCAUUUGCAAAACCUUUUAGUGCCUGCUUGCUGGGCAGCUUGGGCAGGAGACAAUUUGGAAGCUGCCAGAGUCAGCGGAAAAUUGUGGAGACAGGCUUUUCCUAGGGAUAUUUUCUUCUUUUACUGGGUUUGCUUUGCUCUGGGUCCUGUUCAGAUCGAACAGGCAAAAGAAAACCCACCAGAAAACAAAACCCCCAAAUAACCACAACAAAACAAGGCCUCUGCCGAUCCCCACAGAGGCUGAGGUGGAGGGUGGUAGGGAUGAUGUGAACUCCGUUGUGUACCCUUUGCUUGCCGAAGUUUGCAUGCUGUUAUUUUUGGCAGUUGUCUCAAGCCCUGGGGCCUUGGCCUUGGUCGUUUUCCCAGGGUUCUGAUUUGCUGGUUUUCAUUUUUCCUUGGAGCUCAGGUGUAUUCUGGUGCAGAGAAUCUCAGCCUGGUUUGAACGAGAAGAUUUGAGGCUAUCCCAAAUAGACGUGGGCAAACCUUUCACUGUGUGCAGAACGCAUUUCCAGACCUUUGGGUACCUGCUAGAGAUUGUUGCAAUCCGCUUAUUAUUCCAUGAGCACGUUCAGAAUCGCUUCAUUGUUCUGUUGUGUUUGAACUUGGGAAUAACGGUGUGGUGACUCUUUUCUGUCGAGGUGUGAUGUGAAGAAAGGUAGGAGAGCCUUCCUGCUGUGCUAGAUAUUGCCUGUGUUCAACCCUUGUUUCCUUACUUGAAGCUCAGACAGUAGGAUAAUGAGAAAAAUGAGAAAAUGAGCUGACAGAUCGCUGCAUAUGUUCCACUGGCUGUCCGCUGAUGAGGAGGGAGGCAAUUGGUGACUAUCAAAAUAAAUCAGCAUAAACCAUCUGGACCUUAGUGGAUAUGCAGACAUGCACAGAGCCCAAUCGGAAAGUGACGCUGUUGACAAAAUAACGUAGACCUUCCUUUCCUGUCGCAUUUUGAAAAACUAAACACCGACCCGAAAAAAACCUACGACAAAACCAAGAGUUUCAAAGCAGACAAAAAUUAUUUGAGGCCAUAAAUUUUCCCCUUCCCUCCCCAUCCCUUUGGGACACAUGCAGCAAGGCAACCACUGGAAAAAAUCAGGCACUUUGUAACGUGUGGAGUUGUUUGGAUUUGUGCAACGCCGUGUUUGGUCAGAUGGUGCUUUUACAGCGAGCAUAGAAAAGUGGCCGCGGUCUAAAAGUCAUUGCAGAUUUUUCGGGUGACAGUACUCCUGGGUUUCGACCCCAGCUCUGCCACGAAGUUGCUGUGUAACCUUGGGCAAGUGAUUUAACCUUUCUGUGCCUACAGUUUACCCAUCUGUACAUGGGUAUAAUAAUAUUUACCUACCUCACAGGGGUGUUGUGAGGCUUAAGUUAACGCGUGUGAGAGGUGCUGGAAGUGCGCCGCAAAAAUUUUCAUUCUUGCUGGGUUUGUGCUGUUAGAGGGAAAGAGCAGUAAAGGGGUGGGUUACAACAAGCAGAAGGAAAACCUGCAUGUGUUGAGAGAGUGAUCUUAAGUCUUUUCUCUCCCCAAAAGCAAGGAACGGAGAAAAUUUUGCUGAAUAGCCUUGCUUUCCCAGUCAAAUGUAACAGCACUGUUUGCAAUAUUAUUUUCUUACACAACAGGUGACCUUUCCCUUUUCCUUGCUGUUUCUGGAAACUUGAAACUAAAGGUGACAAAAGUAUUUCUGAACCGAACAGAUUACUGAUGAAUACUUGAAUUUCUUUAAAAGUCGCUCUCAUCAGCCACGGUUAAUGUGCACUAAUCUUUCAGUCAUCAGCUUCCAUCUGAAUACAGUGAAAAAUUUGCUCACGCUGUUUUGGAAUAGCCUGGACCUUAUUUGGGAGGCUGGUAUUGCUGAGGACUCUUGUAGGCAUGGGAAAACUAGUGUCUCAACUGAUAAACACGUGAAAAUAACCCUUUUUUCUUUCUGUUUUUGCCUUUUACGUUUCUUGACUGCCUAAGACAGCACAAUAAUUGCAGUUUACUCGGUUGUACAGUAGCUUUUUUGUUUUGAAGUUUCCUUACGCAAAGGGCGAAGGUGGGAUGUGAAAGGAUAAGUCAGACCCAACACUGCUCCCCUGCGCGACUCUUCUCGGAGCGCCCACUUUCCUGGAGAAAAACCUGUGCCACAUCCAGAGAGACCAGAACCAGGCCUGCCUUCACCGUCCUCCCACAGGCAAAACUUCCCUUGCCAUCCAUGGGAGUUUUGGCUGUUGAUCCAUCGAGGUGGAUUCACCCCUGGUUGAACCCCAAGCCACCCGGGACAACUUUCUGUAGAACGAGGGAAGGGAUCCGGUUCAUUGCUCCAGAUGUCACCACCACCGGUCAGAUAAUUCAGAAAGGAAAAAAAAAAAAGCAUGUGAUAGAAAGCUUGGGCUUGUUUAAUUUUUGUGGUUUUGAGACGAGUGUUUUUAUUGUCUAAGUGUCCUGACCAUUAUAUGAUGUCUCUUUUGGAAAUGCAAUGCCAGGCAGGACUCCCUGCUCCCUUUCAGGAAAGCUUUGUUAAGUCUACUCCCACACUCCUUACUCAGGCAAAACCCCUGGGUUUUGUUGUUGGGUCUCAUUUUCUCUCCUGAGUAAGGACUGUGGUCUGUUUUGGAGAACUGGGUGGUCUUUCAGGUGGCCGUUGUCUUCUCUAACCCAAGACUCGCCUUGCAUGAAGCAAGAAGGAAGCUCUGUCUUGGUCUGCCACGUACCUUCCCCAUCCCUUCUCUGUACCCACCAUGGGGAGGGGAGUUCAAAACCUUCUGGCUACAUGGGCCAGGCUCUUCCACCUGAAUUUCCAGGCAGCUGCACAUCUUCCUGCUGGGGCAGAGCAAAUUCAGAAGCCCCCAGUCUUGCAGAUGGGCCGUUGAUCAUCUGCAUCGGCUUUGGGUCUGCUCCUUCCCCGUCCUUCUCCCCAGUUGUUUCUUUGCCCUGUUUUAAGCACUCAUCUCGGUGCUUCUGGGUUCUUUUUACUGCUUCUGUUCCAAAAAAAAAUAUUGCAGUUGGGAAAAAAAAACAGCAAUGUAACUCCUUCGGUGCUAUGCUAACUGCUUUGUUUGACCCAACCAAAUGCUGGCCAACCUAUAGAUAUUCCCUCUUUGUCCUAGGAAGCACCACACAUCUGUGUCUUGAACAGGGAUGGACUGAGAGGGGUGAGAGAGGGCAAGUGUGGUUUUGAAAGCAAUUAAAGUCUCAUGUGUAUCUAGUAGAGCAAAAAGAUGUAGAUGCAGACUGCUUUCAAAGCUGGUUAUUGCCCACCUCGUGGAAUUAAAUAGGAUAUAGCCUAUAAGGUAUUGAGGGCAUUAUAUAUAUAGAUAGAUAUUUAAAAAAGAAAAAAAAGACAAGAAGUUCACUUUAUCAAUAAAUCACCCUUUAAUUUUCCUGAAAAUGUACUGUUCAACAAGGAAAACACCUGGCUGUGCUUGCACCUGGUUGUUUUGCUAUGACCCAUUCCAGCAGCGGGAGGAGAGAGAAUUCCUCCUCCUCUGUAUUAACCCUGAUAUAAAAUGGGUGGCUAUGAAUUUUCAGGAUGAAAGGGACUAAUCAACAUGUAUGUCUGUGCCUAUAUCCCCAACGCUGUGGGAAUAUGGACAAGCAUACAUGCCAUGUUACUGCAUAUGUAUAUAUGUUUUAAUAUAUAUGAACACAUUGUGAAUUCCAAAGGGCUUUUUUGAGAUGAGGAAGGUCUUUCCUGGUGCAAGGUGCUGGCAAUUUGGGAUUUGCAAGCAGGAUUGAAAUAAACAUUCCUUGUAUUUUUAUUUUUUUUUUUUAAUUAAAAGACCAUCAGAAGCUUAAAGUCUGUCUGAGGAAAUGCUGUACCACCCGAUCUUCCACUUCUUAAGAAAUCUGGAAGCCAAAAUCAGACCAAAAAUAAGGGUCAGUAUAAAUCAGUAAAGCUCCCUUGAUGGCCAGGUGCCUCCUUACACUCCUUGUGUUAAAAACAGUCAUUUCUAUUGGUGCCAGGGAGCCCAAACUGGGCCCCAUUGCUCUUUUUCUAAGCCUGUGCUAAAAGGUUUCAUGUUUGAGCUUGUAGGUUUUGUCAAAGCCCAGGCAAAACUUGGACAAAAGCAGGAGUAUCUUCCCAAGUGGAGCCAUCUGAGUGUAGCAUACCCCUGAUCACAUGGGGGCUUUGUAGCCCUGAGGAAGAGGUGGCUUCUCCUUCCACCAGUAUCACCAUUACAAUGACAACAGCCCUGUUAAUACACACAGCAAACAGGGCCCUCCUUUGCAGGGCUUAAACCCUCCAAAUCUGUUUUCAAGCCCUUAAAAUUCAAAUGCCAAAUGCCACUCAAAGGGAAUGAUUAUUGUUUUCCCUCCAGAUGCCAUUCCCGCUCAUCAGUCACAAGGACAAGCAGCUCAUAUUUUCCUUUCUAGCUGUAUUUACCAAUAAAACUCACUGCCAGUGCCAGAACCUCCUUCCCUCAGAGCCAGCUGAACACCACCUGCAAUCCACCCCCGCCUCUCCUCCCCUCCUUCCACUUUCAGAGCAAGCACUGUUCCUUCCUAACUAGCGAAGAUCCAGGACAAAUGCCAGCUGAUUACACCUGCAAUCUGUUCUCCUUAGGAUUUUGUUUCGGUUUCUGAGGGCAGUCGAGUACACACAGGGCCACGCGCCCGCAGAAAUUUCAGUGGCCUGAGGUUGAAGCUGCUUGGCUUCCCCUGGGGGAUUCCUGGGCUCGUCCCGUGCAGGGCCAGGAGUUGGACUUCCAUGAUCCUUGUGGGUCCCUUCCAGCUCGGGAUAUUCUGUGAUUCUGUGAUUCUGUGAGCUGACACUGCUGUGAGAGAAACUAUAGACCAAGUGUUCCCCAGGCCAUCCCCUCAAAUUGCUACAGGUUCACACCAUUCCCAUAGAACCUGUUUUUUUCAGUAAUCACUGAAGGUAUCAGUCAACAAAUUCACGAUGGAUAAGUGGUAGGGCAAGUGGACUGGUUUGCACUUAUCCACAGACCUCCCAGAACUACUCGAGCAAUUAAACAAGCCUUAAAUUGGGUGUAAUUGCAGCCAUUUGGAGGAGAGCUGUGAUGGGUGUUUUCUGAAAAAGUAGUUCACAGGUGUCACAGCCAAAUCCCUUUAGUCCCCACCUUUUCCAUGUAGGGAGAGUGAGAGGGAAGAGAUUCUAAACUGAGCAUAAAAGUUUGCCAUUAGCUACAAAAUGUGCCCUCCUCCCAAAAUGGAUCUAAAACUUGAGGAUUUGGGGGUUUUUUUGUGUGGAAAAUAUUCUCCCAUCAGAAAAUAACCAAUGGUUCUGGUUUAUGUUUCUGCUCUGCAAACUUUUACCAUUCCAGCCUUUUUUUCCAAUGAGGAAUGGGAAUUAGUUUCAAAAGUGUUUCAUUUACUCAGGGAAGGACUAUUCCACAUCUUGGUUUUUGGUGACUUUCACUCAAGUCAUCAGGCCAAGCUCAGACCAUUCCACUAAAGCUGAUUACCCAGUAGGAAACCAGUAGGAGAUAACAGAUCGGGAGAUGUUCUUGGUGGUCUCCUGUGUGUUCCUUGUUCCAGAUUAAUAGCGUUGUGAUCAGGAACCUAACAGUGUGCUCCAUCAUGGGGUUGUUCCCCUAAAACCAGGAUUUCAACAGGAAGGCUCUAUAUUUUGGAGGCUUUGAAUGACUUCCUGACUGCAAGGAAAAAUCACCCCUUUCUUGUGUACAUUUUUUUUGAUGCCCUGUCGUAUACAGAAGGCAAAAUAGUGGUGGUGCCUGAAGAUCCACAUUUCCUCUCCAUCUCUGCCGUGGGCUGUUGGCUGGGAGAGCCAAGGGGAUUUUAGGGUUGUCUCUGCUGGCAGGUGAAAGAUGUCCCUUUGUACCACUGGCCUCUUCUCCAGGGCAUGUGAUAUGGGAAUGGUCAGGCUGUUGCCUGACUCCCAUCGCCAAUCCCAGCUCCAGCCCUGGGUCUCUGCCGUCCUCGCCCCAGGUGUUGCAACGUGCAUUUAAAGAUCUUUGUCAACCCUACUUCUUGCAAAGCUCUUCUGAUUGAAAUGAAUCCUGUAAGCCCACAGUACCUCCUCAAAUGAGCUUUCAUCCUGGGAGAGUUUUUGAUUAGUGAAUUUUGAUAGCACUGGAAAAUUGGCACAGCCACACAGAACAGCACAAUUUAAAUACGUCUAUUGCAGAAGUGCCACUUUUCCCAUAAACACUGAAAUUUGACUAAUCACUGCUGGAGCUCAUGGUUACCACUCAAAACCUGGAAAACACUCUUGCACUUGAUUCCUCAGAUAAACCUUAUCCGAGGAGAACAAAUUCCCCAAUCACUACAAAGUGGUCAAAAGAAGCUGUUGCAGCAGAACACCUGGGGGUGUUGGGUUUGUUUUGUUUUGUUUUUUCAUGCUCUGUGCCUCAUCUAUAAAUUGUGAAGUGUAGAGGUUCCCUCACAAGGGUGAUGUGAGGAUUUAUUUAGCCAGUGUUGGUGGAACUGCUUCAAAACUUUACCACCAAAAGCAGUGCAGGGCUGUGGUGGUGGUGGUGGUGGGCAGAGCAGGACCAAACAAUCCACCAUGUCACCUUUCCCUUGUCUCCAUGUAGCUCAGCAGUCACAAAGAGGGAGGUCGAUCUGAAAUGUCACAUUAAGAUUUUGGGAAGUGCUUUUCUCCUUCCCCUUAAAUGCCCCCCUCUCCCUUUGGAAAGCAUUCAGGGGAGUCAACUGAAAAUCCAGGGAUUUGGCACAGUCCUGGUGGGCCGUGGAAAAGAAGGUAGAGAUGGAAAGAGCAUGUGGAUCCUCAGGUGCAUUCCCAAGAGUUCAUGCCACAGGCAUGCCCAUGUCUUAUUCUUCCACCCUAAAUCCUCUCUGGUUGAAAACCUUCCAAAGGAGCAGCCUGAUCACCCCAGACCCUCUGGAUCAGGCACAUCAGGCAGAAAUAAUAGCCUAAGCUUUCCUAGCAAGAAGGACAUUUUUUUUUUUUUAAUUAAGCUUGAAAUUUAGUCAUGCCCAUGCCUUGAAUUUGCCUUAUAAACCAAAUUCAGCCCAUUCUGAAUCCAGGUCAUUCAUCUUUCCAGUGCCAUUCUGACCCAGCAUGGCUUGCAGGUGAAGAUGCCCAUCCAUCCAAGUCAGGAUCACGGAUCUGCCAGUUCAACUGGGAGAGUUUGGCUCCUUCCUAGAUCACUUCUCUACCUGAGCCAUCCUUCCUGGGGGUCUAGAGAGACCUGGAUCCAAAAUUAUACCCCCAAAAGUAGAUCUGAAUGAACAAGGAGUUCCACCACACUCCAUUUGUCCCCCACAGUGGUGUUCCAACACCGCUUCUGCCAGAAGCCACACACGUGGUGUUUGGGUGACUCAGGGCUGCCAACACCCCCUGCUCUGAGCUGGCCAGGAGAAGUGGCAGAGGGCAGAACUGACCCUCCUCUUUGUACAGAGAGCGAAUUCCUGCUAAACUCAUUGGCGUUAUCUUUGCCUUGGUGCGACGCCGCUGACAGCAGCUGUCGGAAGAGGUAGGGAUUUUUGGAUGGGAUGGGCUGACAGGUGUCAACACGAUGCAAAACUGGUGCUAUUAACUUGGCAUAGAGUGCCUGCGAGUCUCUUCUCUUUCUUUUUCGAUCACCAAGCAAUGACCUUACGCUUGGGGAGCCCGUUGUUGAUGGACAACAGUGUCUGCAGCGACUUCUCCCUUCGCGGGAGGGCUCCGAGUCUGUGCUCUGUCUCAUUCCCCAGCUCUUCCUCUAUUUUCUGCAUCUUGGAGGUUGAUGUGUGUGUAUGUUUGGGCAUGAAUUUAUGAGCAGAAGAAAACAGAGCAAGGGCCCACACAAAACUUUAGUGCAUGUCGGUUGAGGAAGGAGGGAAUGAGAAGCGAGGGUUAAGACCCUGACGUGCAGGUUUUAUCUCCGCCUCAGUCUGGCAGGACUUCGGUCAACCCAUCAGAAUUGUUGCCUGUGCCCAGGACAGUUUAUUCUCUGGGCUCCCAGGGAGUGACAGAUUGAGAUAUUCAGGGCAGGGCUCUGCAGAGGGAUGAGAUCAGACUCGCUGAGUGCCUUCGACUUCCCCUGGUUUGGUGGAAGCGGAAGGCAUCCAGCAAUCCCAGGAGGGAUUCCACGUCAGGCUGUGCCCUCUUUAUGUGAGAUCAUUCUCUGAGCACUCAAAGUUCAAUUUUGCUUCUCUUACAUCGGCACAAACAUGUUGAACAAGGCAAAAUGCAGCCAUUUUAAUUUAGGGAAGGCUGUUAAAAAACAUCCAAAGUGCUAAAUAGUCCUUAAAGGACCAAAUUCUGGUCUCAGUUUCCCCAAGGCACCAGCCCACCCUGCAUAAACCCCGGUGGUUUUUUUUUUUCUGGGAAAACUCUUGUUUCCCUGUCAUCAGCGAGGCCAGAAUUUGGCCUGGCCCCACCUGCCCUCAGUUUCUUCUAAAGGCUCUCUGUGUUUGUUGAUGAUGGCUUUGUCAGGGCAGCCACAUUUCAACUCUCAAAGCCUCGUGGUGCCUUUUCUUGUGGUGCUUUUACCCUUCACAGGACUUCAGUCAAGGCAACCACUUGCAUCCAACAACAACGCCAGUACUUGUCCUCUGUAUUAGGUGCCAGUGCAGUAACAGACUUUAAUGUAUACUUAUAUAAAUAUAGAUAGAUAGAUAGAUUGCUAUAGUUAUAAUUAUAUAUAUAUAUAUAUAUAAUUGAGGUUCUGAUGCCCCUGCAGGGGGAAUGGACCAUUCCUCUGCAGGAUUACACACUGCUUGAGUGAAACCAACCACUCAACGUCCUGUAAAGCGUUACAACCUUGGCAAGGAGCUUCUCUUUCCCACAUUUUUUAUGUUUUUGUGGCUCCCUUCUCUCCUCCUGCCCCUCUGAAACGCCUCUCAGUGAAAGCUGCUGUUUCACGUCACAGAAAUUUCUCGUGAUUUCUCAGCAUCUCUGAAAAUCCCAACACCUUCCUCCUGCUGUGGGAUGGGGAGGUCUCCCCUUGCCGUGGAAGGGGUUGGUGAGGCAGCAUUCCAGGGCAGAAUCCCAGGCAUCAUCCUUGCCUUUUCUUGGCACCAAGGUGGUGCAACUCACCUUGUGGCCAGCGCUGUUAUGCCCCCCGUUAUUGCCCAUCUGCUGCUGAGCCUCUCCAUCUCAGCCGCCCCAAUCAGACAUCACCUCGGGGUGGUUUUUUUUCCCCCUCUUUGGAUGUUUGGUUUUUCAUGUGAGCUCAGCAGCCCUGGCUGGUGGGGAGGAGGGAAGCGAGGGCAUUGCUUUGCUCACACGAGUAGUUCUGCCUGACUUUGGUGGGAUGGGGAGGGGAGAGGUUUUUUUUUUUGUCAAAAUACUGCUGGGUUGGGUCAAUUAUCACCUUAUUGUUACCUUUGAAGUAUUGCUGAAACCAGAGAGAGGUGGCAGAACAGAUGUUGAGUGAAGGUACUUUCUCCUAAAGGGAACAACACCAAUAAUACUGUAAAAGGUGCUAGAAUCAAACCUCAUUUUAUAUACUUUGGUUCUUGGAGAUUAAAAAAAAAAUAUAUUAAAGUACAUAGUAUUCUUCCUGUGCAGCCUUACUGUAGAUUGAUAUAACCAACUCAUUAUCCAAAAGACAAAAAGAACCCAAGUGAAAAGGUUAAAAAGAAAAAAAAAAGACAAAAAUGAAGCGAUCUUGUAUAAAGUGUAACAAAUAUGACUUUCCUAUAUAAAUGUAAAUGAUCAGACAUAUAUUAAAAUGCACUCGAGGCAGGCAGCAAGCAUGAAAAGCUUUUGAAGUAUCUUUUUUAAUGCACAACACCUGUCUUUGUUCCUUUGGAUGGUGCAAGAGGGAAUGUGCCAAGUGGCUUCUGUUUCCUUUUCAUUCUGUUCGUGAUUUUUGGGAAAAGGAAAGAGGGUUGGAAAGGGGGUUGGGGAGGUUUAGCCCGCACGAAAACCUGGAAUCUUCAUCUCGAUUUUGUUUGUUUGGGUUUGUUGUUAGUGUUGGUUUUUGGACACUUCAUUUUUCAAAUGCUUUUGAAAGCUUUGUUGCCUGCCCCAGGUGCUGAGCAUAACUCUUACCUCAAGAAAGUUUAUUAAAAUUCAAAAAAAUCAAUUGUUUUUUCCCAUCUCUGGAAAAUUAAAGUGAAAAAAUGACAACAACAAUAGAAAAAUAUUAUUAAUAAUAAUAAUUAAAAAAAGCAAACAACCAGCAGUGAAUGAAGGAAUGAAAAUUAAAAACAACAGAAAGAAGUCAAAGCAGAGGUUUGGUGAUCAAACCGAGCCACUCUGGUGCUUUUCCCCUUUUUGUGUUGCUGAUGAUCAAAAUCACAUGAGAUGGGCUUAGACAAGUCUGUGGUCUUAGGAUGUAGCAAAAAAUGAAUUUAAAGAGAACACAAACUUUGCAUGGAACAAACUCUGAUGGAACAUUUAAAGAAUGGCUGUUUCAGUGUCAGACGUUCAGUGUUAGCAUGUGUGUGUGCUGUAAAUACCUUUUCAUGUGUGACAUGUACAGUUGACUGAGGAAAAAAAAAACAAAAGUAUGGAACCGAACAAAAAAAAAAUAAUAAUAAUCAAAUGCUAUUUUAUCAGAUGAUGCACUUUUUCACCUUGAUGAGAAGCCACUGUUCACAACUAUGCAAUCUUCCAGUUUCUCUCUCUAUCUCCUCUCUCCAACCUCAAAUUUCCCAACUAUUUUCCAUAACCUAAAACCGUUUUUUCUUUUGUACAAAGAAACACAAAAAAGUUCCAAACUCUGGUUCAAGGUGAGAGUGCUACUGUGACUUUUCUCAAACGAUAAGAGCUAACAAACAGACAAACAAAAGGGGUUUGGUUUGGUUUUGUUUUUAAGAAAAAAAAGGAGGUUCGGACAUGACCCUCUUUAUGUUCUCUAAGUGAAUCGAUGUUUUCUACAUGUGCCAGGCUUCUGUUGACUGGGGUAAAUUUUUUGGGGGGGUUGGUUUUGUUUCUCGAGUCAUUAUUUUUCUUUUCUCUCUCUCUCUCUCCCUUUGGGUUUUAGGAAUUUUUUUUUUUUAAUUAAUUUCUCUAUAUAUACUUUUUUUUUUUAAUUCUGGUUUUGUAUUGUAGGUAUUGGGGGAUGUGAAGAUGAAGGUGAAAUUUGGCUUAACUCCAAGUGUUCUAGUACAUGUGUGUGCUAUAUGUACAUAGUUUUCUACAUAGAAAAUUUUACGCGCUUUUUAAAGGCACUUUACGACUUGUAUGUACAAAGUUGUCUAUAUAGAAAAUGUAGUGAGUGUUACCUGACCCUCAAAGAAGAGCAUUUUGAUUCUAUGACUAAGAGGAGUUAAGAUGUUUGAGUAUCUCACCCGUGUGUGUGUGUGUAUUAUAUACUAUAUUAUAUAUUGUAGAAAUAUAUAAUAGCGUAUGUCCAUGGUAGGGUGUGUAUAACAUAUACACACAUCCAAACACAGGAUCAUGCCCAUCUAUACCAUUGAAGUAGAGGUUUUGUAGUUCUUUAAGCUGUAACAAAUAGCCUGACUCUGCUGGGUAAACUUCUUCCUUGUCCUUAGAUGGGUAGAAAGGUAGAAAAUCGUCUAGAAAGGUAGAAGAUGUCUAGAAAUUGUCUAGAAAUUGUCUAGAAAUUGUCAGGAAAGGUAGAAAAUUCUCCUCCCCCAGUUCAUACCCCUGGGAGGAUUUAGCCUUGAGAACCUUUCUUUCCCCACCCCAGUUUCCCAACAGGUGCUGAGGAGAGUGUUGGUGAGGAAACAGGGUCGUCCGGUGAUGAGCUCAGGAAAACACGCGCCCACGAGAUGCUGUCACGUCCCCCGCCCACCACUGACUCACCUCGCAGCUUAGAGCAUCACUCCCACUUCUCUGUGCCUGUCAAACUGGGGUUGCUGUUGCUUACCAAGCCUUUAAGCACUUUGCACUCAUGGUCCUCCUCUGCAGAUACCGCAGGGUCCCUCUCCGUGACGCCGGGAGGGGAUUCGGGCCAGUUUACGGUGAGAUCUUCACCAACCUACCCCCUGUCCUCCAUCUCUCUUCUGUUCAGGAAGCCAGUGCUGCCUCCUUGGGCCAUGCUUUGACCUUCAUCCCCAUGAUUUUUUAGGUGUUGUUCUUCUUCCUUCCUCUCAAGGCUUCCACACCCUUGAGAGCCACAGCCCGUGAUCUGAACACUCCUCAAAUCCCUUUAUCAGGCUCUCCUCAGCCUCGGUACCUCCAGGUGCUGAAACAACUUGGCCAAGAGCAAAACCCUGGGUUGCUGCCAUCAGCCCACUCUUGUCUGACACACUACACAUAGACCUCGUGGUCUGGAUCCUUCUGGAUGCCUUCCAACUUGGGACAUUCUGUGGUUCUGUGACCUCGAGUUUCUUGGGGUUGGACAGAUGAAACCCCAUUUCUGACCCACUGGACACCUGAUUUAGUGAAGCUCUUCCAAGUGACCAAGGGACAGCUGUGGAUACAGAAAGGACCUUUACUGAAGCUAGUAAAAGUAGGAAGGAUGAAGGGAAAGGAUUCCUGGCACCUCUUCCAUGUAUUUGUGGCAACACAAGUGACCACAUCAGUCUGUGGCAUGGUGGGUGCUUCUUUCAGCCAAUCUUUUGCAUUUGAAUCCUUACCAAGAACUUCAUGUCAGUCUUCCUGCUGAAGUUACAGCUACAUUUACCUGGAAACAAUAGGAGUGGAAAAGCUGGAUGCAAUCUUCCCAUCUUGUACAACGUCCUGGCUGCAAGUGUUGUCAGUCAGUUGGUUGAUCUGUAAAUCCAUGUGGGCCCAGAAGCCUCCUGUGAGCGUUCAGUGUAACUCAGUUCUCCAGAAAGCAGCUUUCACACCUAAAUAACUUAACUGUAGGACAUCUCACCCAGCCUUACAUGUUGCACAUUGUCUAUUUAAUGGUGUGACACAGGUGUGACACCUCGAGGGUCUCCUUAUCUGCUCUUCCUCCACAAACUUCCUCCUGGGGUUUGGUCUCUUCCAUCUACUGACAAGUUUUGGGGUCUGGUAGUGGCUGGUGUUUGCAAGGAGCUAUAGUUGUCCCAUUAGGAUGCUGGCAUCUAGAGGAUGUGUUAAUGAUUAUUAAGGAUUAUUAAUGAUUAAUUUAAUGAUUAAUCCAUAUUUUUGGAAGACAGUAUUCCCCCCCUCCGGCUCACUUUAAGUCAGAACACCUAAUUUCCUCCCCUGAAAAUGCAGUGCUGAGAGGUGCCCACCUAAGGAGACCAAGUGGAAUCAUCCUCUGCCCCAGUUUCUACUAAAGUUUUAAGGGAAAAAAUGAAGAUACUUUCCUAAUUGCUACAUUCAGUGAAUGGAAGAACCUACAGGGCAAGUUUGACACAAUCCACAAUCUUUUAAGUUCAUACACUCCAGGUUCUUAAAGGAAGUAACUUGCAAAGGCUACUUGUUCCAUGACUCACCUAGAAAAUCUAUUCAGGGCAAGAAAUGUAUGGAAGAUAUUUGACAAUAAAUCUUUCCUCUCUGGGUUAACCAGUCCCUUGGUGGCAAAGCAACGCCACCAUCAGAGUCAAAAUACAACCAGAUCUGUGUUUCAGUUCAAAAUCACUUUUUUGUGGCGUGAAAAACCAAAUCUUUAAGAGUGUGUUUGGCAAACAACAGGAGAAGUUCAUUUUGGUGGACGAGUAUAGAACCACUUACAGGUUUCAGACCCUGAGAAACUAUUUCUUGACACAGAGCCCUGGGUGAGGAUGUUUAUCCAAAGUUCUUUGCCUACUGGCUGUGUGAGCAUGGGAUCCAAUCCUCUAAUUUAGCCAGAAGAUCUGUAUAUCUGAGUUAUCAAGGUCCAUUCCAUACUUAAGACAGACAGUAAGACACACCAAAGUUAAUCCCAGUUGGUUUCCAGUUGAGAUCUGCUGUGUGGCCUUUAUGUGAUUAUGUUUAGGUGAGUUGAAUCCCACCAAAAGUGGACAGGAUUUACCCGUCCAUGCUUCCAAAACACUUCCCACCACGGCUUCUCAUGAGACUCGUCCUCUUGGUGCUCUGCUAAUGAACAUCCAUAAUUAUCUCCUCCAACACAGCUCCAUGAUGACUCUGCAGCCCCUGCCACGUCCACAUCAGUCAUUACCCUCCCAGCACUGAAGGAAACAGAGAGUGGGACCCACUCAAGUGCUCCACACUUUCCGUGACCAAGUUCUGGCCACUCUAAGGGUUCACAAAAAAAACCCUUGAAAAUCAACGCACGAGCAAUAACCUUCUGUGUGUUUUCCUGAAGGAUAAGGUCAUUCUCCAGCAGGUAGAUUCACACAGCAUUCUGGUAACAAUCCCAUUGGCUUCUUCUCCUGCUCAUUACCAAUCUGUUCUGGUCAGUCCUCCUCAUUUUCUUUAAUUCAGCCAUGACAUCGUAAGUGAUAUGAGAACAAAGCCCAGAUUGCCAUCAUUUGCAGAACAGCUUGGGAAUGAUAUUCCUUCCAGGAUACCCCUUCCUACCUUUGCAGGAGGAUUAGGAGAUGGUUGAGCAGCAGCAGAGGGGCUUCCUAGUUCAGAGCUUCAAACUUGUUUUGGUCUGUGUUUGUCAUAAAGCACCUGAGAGCUCCUUGAUUGUCCUCCUGAUAACACGUGGCUCCUGAAUGAUGUGAGGGAGCCACAUCCAUCCUUUGCUGCAUGUGCAUGGAUGAACAUGGUCCAAUUUUCCUAGGAACUUUAACCAACCAUGCUGGAAACAUAUUGGAAAUGUUUCCCUGUAUCCAACCAGGUUCUCCCUCGCUGUAGUUAAACCCACUGCCUCUCCUCUCUGUGUCUUUUCGCCCGUGGAAGGAAGCACAAGGUUCAUAUUUUCCUGGAUGGACAGACUAAAUUUAAAAGCCCAAGGCUGUUCCAAAUCCUUUCCCAAGAUGUCGUGCUGAGAAUUAUCCGAAGAGCCCCAGUCAUGCAGGUGCCUUAACGGGUCUCCUUGUGGGAGUGCAGAUCCCACCAGGUACCACCAACACCGGUCACUUCAGCGGUACCGUCUUUCUUGCCACGUAUCUGCUGUUCCCUGAAAACAGCAACAGAAUCCAUCAGGGGGCUGCCCUUCUGCUGAAGCCUUGUUUGGUUGGCCACCAUCAACAAGUCCAAGCUGAUACCCACGAGCACACAGGUGCUGGAUGCAGCCUCGAGCGUUCCCAGGGUGUGCUGCUUCUUCUUGGCCAUCAAAAAAAAAAGGAAGGGGAAAUGGUUUGUCUUUCUUUUGCUUCUGUUCAGCCCCAGAAGAUUCCCCCGCUGUGGAGUCCCCCCUCUUUGCCCUCAGGCACUACCCCCUAGAACACAGGCUAUUUCUCAGAGCUGUUUUAUCACCAUCAAAAGUCAUGAAAAAUCAAUGGAAAAUUUUCCCUUGGAGAUGGCUGGUUUUGUAGGAAACGCUUCUGGUUUACUUUCCUCCCCAAUCCCAAAUGGCAUCAUUACUAAAUGGGCUCUAAUAUCAAUAUCAAUGUUAGUAAGAUCCAUUGAUCAAGCUGUGAAUCAAAGCUCACUGCUGUGUUGGAUAUACAUAUGUUAAUGACAGUUGUGUUAAGCCAAAUUUAACAGCUGGAUUCUUCCACAUCCCUUUGUUUUGUAUCUACCUCACUAUGAUUUCUUUGAUUUCUUGUGAUUUAGUGUUGUAUACAAUGUCAGAGGUGAUAUGUAGAUAAAAAUAUAUAUAUAUAUAUACAAAUAUAUAUUUUUUGCUUUGCAAUAAAGCUCAAAGCUAUAACACGAAUAUUCAUAAAAUGUCAUAAUCUUUAUUGUAACGUUCCCUUCUCAGUUGUAAAAUCCUGUCUAGAUCCUAUUUUCCUGUACACUGGAAUCAAUAUUGUGAUCAUGAGUGAAUGAUUAUUAUUUCUGUUCCUUUUCCAGUCAAGUGAUAUUUUUGAGAUGUGAGAUAGACACCAGAAUUGUCAAACAUGAAUUGGUUUACUUUUUCUUACUUUUCCCCAAAUACAGCCUGUUUGUAACUGGAAUCAAACAGCAAAAUUGAGAAAAAAAUUAUUUGCAGUCCUGAUCUUUCAAUUUUGGUCCUCUGAUCUUAACACUGAGUUUGGCAGGAGGAGGAAAGGGAGCAAACAAGGCUUUUAGGACUAGGGAAGGAAAAAUAUGUUUAUCUGUUUCCAUUUGGGUGAAGAGGGGUUUCAUUCUUUGAAAUAAUUGACAUGUGGCAUUUCCUUGAGCACAGGGACCCCAUUCACUGAAAAGUUGUCUGUUUAAUGGCAGCCACUGACCCAGAGUCACUAAUCCAGGUCCUUUUUAUGGGAAUGGAGUGGGACAAAGAGCUCCCCAGGACAAUUCACCCCCUGCUAAUUAAGGCACUUGUCUAGGGCACAUGAGAUGGAGCUCCUUCAGGAUGGAACUGAGAAUUUGGAGCUCACAAUGGGACACCUCACCUUGAUGGGCUAAAAACCAAGCUCAAAGACUCCCACUGUCAGUGCACAAAUAUCCUGGCAAGUGAAAACUGUCUCGAUUUUGGGUCAUGUGCAUCAUUCUGAGCCACACAGGACCCUGUGCUCUGUCAGUGGAAGGGGUGAGGAAGGUGAGAGCUCCUGGUGAGGCUGAGGAAGACUUUUCCCUAUGCUCAUGUGGUGGAAAAUGUCCUUGGACCCAGUGACAAGCCAGUAACGCCACAAUAACCAACAUCUGGCACAGAAAUGCUGGAUGAGUCCUACGGGGUGGGGAGGAGCUCCAGGGAGCAAUCUUAAGGUGGAUGGGACCUCUCCUCUGCUUAUUCCUAGUAAAACCUUUCCAAGAACCUCCCAGCUUGGUCCUGCUGCCAGAAAUGUGAGGGAACAAAGCCCACACCUUCCCAGGGCAAUCCUUCUCCAACCUCCAUGCUGCUCCAUAGGUUGGAAUUGGGGAAAAAAAAAGAAAAAAAAACCCAAAAAACCCAAGCCCCAAAUACUCUUAGUUUGAUUAGGAAAUAUUUACAGGGAUCUCACUUUACUGGGAGCAAAAUGAGGGGAAUCAUCUCCAUUUCCUUUCCACCAGUCUGCAGGGAAAGUAACAUUUUCCCCCAACUGCUUUAUCAAAGUAAACAAAAAAUUAGUGACCAGAAAGAACUGGACAUAAAUGGAGUCUGACAUAGGUUUUUUUUUUAAGAAAAAAAAAAGCAAGGAGAAAAAUUACUACUGAACACAAAUCCAGUUAUUCCACUGGGAAAUAAAAUAAAAUUUAAAAAAUUACAGAAAGAAGCAGGAAAUGAAACCCAAAGAUGAAUAAAUCUCAGUGGAGAAAAUGGUGUUGGGUUUCACUUAAAGCACAAGACAGGACUGCAAAACACAGAUUUAGGCUUGAUUUAUGAGACCCCUCCUGUGUAGCCUUUUCUCUAAAACUGGCACAAUUGUUCAGUACAAACAGCAUUUUUCCCCCCUCAUUCUUAUCUGGUGUCUGUACAAAUCUGGCUUGGUUUUUGGUUUGGUUCUGUUCUUUUUGUUGCCUGUUCCCACCUAUUUCUAUUUUUAUGGUGUAGUAUUUUGUCUCUCUGGAAUGAAAUACAGAUGUGUUCAUGAAGUUGUAUAGCAGAUGGAAUGACAGGUUGGAGUUGAUUUGGAAAAAAAGAAAUAAUCUAACAAUGAGAAAAAUAUCUAUAUGAAAAGUAUGCUUCCAAAGUGUGUGUUUGAAUUUGGGAAUUUUGCCAUUCUACUGAGCUUUCUGAAAGGUUUAUUAUGAAAUAAUGUGACUUUAUGGAGUUUGAGGGGCUUGAGAUACCAAAAAGCACAAUUUCUUGUUAAACUGCUAUAAUAUGAUUGAGUGUCCAUUGUGGUAGCUCUUUUUUUUGCCUAUCUGACCAUUAUAAUCUCCAAAUUUUGAGAUGACAUAAAGAAUCCUUUCAAUCUGUUCAUUAAUCAUCUUGCAUUAGGCAAAAGGGAGAGAUGCAUCUGGUUUGUUUCUGCUCAGAAAUCACAUGGAAUUCCCAGCCUUAUUUGUUCUUUAUUUGCUUGAAAAAAAAAAAAAGGGUUGGAUUUUGUACUUAGUGGUUAUUUUCUCUGAAACCUGCUGGAAGUUAGAAAGGUCUCCUUUUAGCUCAGUGACAAGAGAGUCUGUCCAGUAAAUUGAAGAGACAGCCUGGUUUUUAUCUCUCCUGCAGUGGAAUGUGGUCUGGGAAGGACUAGGUCAUGGAAAUCACUGGUGGAUCUGAUUUGGUCAUGCUGAUUAAUGUUAACAAGAUGCCAGGGGUAUCCUUGCUGCCCUCCACAGUGGCAGGAGUAGGUGCUGAAGUCUGAAGUCUUGUCUGAAGUAGCAUUUAUGGUGUCCUCAGAUGUUCAGAGGGCCGGUGGUUGUUUGAUGAAACAGGGAAAGUCUUCAGCAUUUCUUUUCCUUCAUCUCUUUGAAAGGAGCUUAGAUUUUCUUCCUUGCUCUCCCAAGUAUUUCCUCUGGUGCUGAUGGGAUGCCUUUGGUUUUGGUCAUGGGAGGAUCUUUUUCCCCCACGUUGUUGUUUUGUUACCGUGGUCAAUUUGGAACAAUCUGCUUAUGCUGCCUUUGAGGGGUUAAGUCCUUCUGUAGCAUCAGCUCUGCUUUACUGAGAAGUUCUGUGUUUCUCUUCCAUCUCUGGAGGAGAAAGUGGUUCUAGAUCCAUGCUCCCUGCUGUCCCAUCUGCUCUUUUCCAGGUGGCAGGACUGUUCAUUUCUGUAAAGAUCCCUUUUAUUUUGGCAGCUGUAGCACAGGCAAAAUUUUCCUCCACCUUUGUAAAUGUGGGAGAGCUUUAUGUGUGGAGCUGAACCAACUUCUCUCCUGGCACAGAGCAGCAGCAGUGGUGAGUAGGGUGUGCUCUGAGCAGGAAUUGCCUCUCUGUUGCCUGUUGCAUGACAGACAGGAUGUGACAAGUGGAUAUAAUAGCAUUGGGAAUGUCUUCUGCUGUCUCACCCACCAGAGAGAAGAUCUGGAUAGAGGGUUGAGCAGGUUCUGACAAUGGAGGCUUUACAGAAACCAAGACUCAUUUGAUUUGGAUGGAGUGCCCCCUGAGAUCAUUUAGGCAGCAGAGCACUGACAGAGCAUUCAGGGCUCUGUUUUAUUUUCUCUCAGUUACUUCAUGAGGCUUUGAGGCACAAAGCCCUGCACAGAGUCACAACUGGUUCACUCCCUGCUCAGGUCAAGAAGCAGAGUUGUGCCCCAGGCAGGAUGGCCAAACCAUAGUUUGAGGGUUUCUGGGUCCCUUGAUGGCCCUGUUGUUGGACAGGACAUGCCCGGGCUCACAUGAUGAAGGAGACACCAGUGCACCAUCAGAAGAUCCUACGAUAGCUUAAAAUAUAUAGAAAAAGUGCUGUAAUUUAAAGUCAUUGAAAUCCUUCUCUGAAAUAUGGACUCAGUUAGCAAAUGAGGUCAUAAUGCCUGUGAAUUAUUUCUGUUCUACAUUCAGAAAAAGAUAGUUGUUCAAACAAGCAAUGGAUCAUCUCAAUCCUGAUGAGAAUUAGCCUGGAACCACCAAAGCAGUCAUGCCCUCCAGCCCACAGUCCUUUACUGGAUAUACAUGGAAGAGAUGUAAUGCUGGCAGAAGCUGAAAGGACAAUCUUCCCCCUUCUCAGUAGGCCUGUCCCAUCUCUGAGGCUUCCUUCAGUCUCAAAUAUGCACCUUGAAUUCCUUUCCUGAGGUGCUAAUGGCAUUAGCUGUGGGGACACUCAGCUCUUCCUGCUGCCAGUCCCUGUUUGGAUCAUGAGCUCAGUACUGAUGACAUCACUUGGCAGGGAAAUUUUGUACAGCUCUUCCUGAGCACCAGAUGAGCCUUGUACUGCCCAGCCAAUUUGAGCCUUCAAGAUGAGCAACCAAACCACCUUUCUGGGGGUGCUGCUUGGGGUCUCUUCAUCACCGUCCCCGAGAUGCAUCGUGAGGGGUUGAGUGACACUUGGAUUCGCUCCGAAGAGGCAAAAAGCUCUUAACUUGAUGAGACACAGAUUAUUAUCCCACUCCUAUUGAGUUCCUUGACUCGAUUCACACCAAUAAAUUAAAGAGAGCAGGACCUGGCACUCAGCUGUCACAGUUCUUUGGUUGUAAGCAACGUGUUGGCACAGUUUUGGCUGCAGAAAGCGAGCGUCGAUGCAAACAAUUCCCUAUGUGAGGAUUUAGAAUUGGGUCUGGAGACAGCAGGCGCUUUGGUUGUGGGCACCCUGUCUUGGAAGCCAAGGGACACUGUCACAGGGAGAAAGGAUGGGCCCUGGAAGUGUUUCUUUUAUUUAUUACAGACACAGUCACCAUGAACUUUGUCAGAUAAAUGUCAUGACAAGCUAUGUGAUAGUCAAGAGGAGGUAAUAUUAGGCUAGACCUGCAAACUAGUCUCUGCUUAAUAAGAGAGACAAGGUUUGAGGGAGAGAUCAUAUAUUUUACAAGAAAUAUAUAUUUUAUUAUUAAAAUACCUCCCCCUCUAAACCCUGCCUCUUGUAUUACCUUAGACUAUUCCAGCUCCCAAAACGUGACUGGAAAGUGCUUAGAAAUGCCUAAAAAAAAUGGAUUUCGCCUCAGUGUUGCCAUUCCAGUGUUAGCAAAUCUUUCGUGGCCCUUUUAAUCCUUGUGACUUGCACCCUGUUCUUCUCCCAGGGUACACACCAAAGCAGGAGGCUUCGACUUUGCAAGGUGCCAAAGGUUUCUUAUGAAGUCCAAAAAUACCAUCCCUGCUUUCCAUGGGAGCUGAGGGGAUCAGUUUGUUCCAGGAAGAGCCCAGAAUUUAUUUUUUUUGCCAUGCCUUGCCUUUGUUAUGCUGCCAACAGAGCCUCAAGGACAGCAUAUGGCCUUGUUACACUUGUUUUCUCGGUAUUUUUUUAAAAAUCAAGACUCCACGAGUUUUAAUGGUGUAAAAUGUGCUGUGUUUAUGGGUAUUUCCCUUCCAUAAGCAAGAUAUUUCUGCAGAAUUCAGCACCUUCAGAGCUGGCUGCAUUUUCCUGCAAUCAUUCCUAGUUUUUCAGGCUAGGGGAGUUUUACUGGCUAUUUUUUUUUCUGGCUUCCCCCUCAAAUCCAAGACUGAUUUCAAAUGUAAUUCUUUGUUUUCUUCCUAAAACCUGAUGCUCACUAGAAACUCAGCCUCGAGCUUUCCUAAAACUCAUGGCCAAGAGCAUCGAGAUAAUUUGCAUCAAGUGAGGCCUGGGGAGGAAUUCAGCACCACAACAUGAGAUUGGGUUAAGAAACCCCAGAUUUGGCAAAUCAGGGGCUGCACAACUCUCUGGAUCACUUGUUUACUCACUCCAUCAGGUCCUGUAUUCAAUACAUCAGAUGUUUUUGCAUUAUUACUUUUUUUUUCUAUAAAUAUGUCACAUUUUAUCAGGAAAAACAAACAUCUUUGCCACUUCUUGUAUCAUAACACAAGCAAUUUUUAUCCAUAUCAGCCAAAUAUUCAUAAUCCAAACUGCAGAGAUCACAAAUAACACUUUAUUUGAGCAGCAUAGUUUCUUUGUCAGGAGAAGAAGUGCCUGGUUUACAUGAAGCAAGAAGAGCUGAAAUUAAUCUGGUAUUAAAAAUUACACCAGGCAAUUGACAAAACUAUUCUCUGCUCCUUUCUCGUUUGGUCUACUCUGAAAUUAUUUCAGCAGUGAUUAAAAUCUGAUUAUUGUCAUGUCCCAUGGCUACAGCUAUUUAUUUAGCUAUUUACGGAGGUCCAGAAGAGGAGUCCUUUAACCUUGCAGGCUUUUGGCAGCCCCAUGUGCAGCCAGAUGUUCUUCCCCAGGUGUGUCCAGGCUGGAUAAUCGUGGCAGGAUCUUGGGAUGAUUUCUUUUGGAAGCACUAAGAAGAAAAAAUGCCAGUUUUGUCCUUUGAAAACUUAUCUCAGUAGCAGCAACAUCAGAUUUUAGUACAUGGCUUGUUCUCUCUUCUUUAUUAAGGUACCUUUCGUGUCCAUCCCCGUGACAAUUUGUCACCCCUCCAUACCUUAGAUGGGGGUGGGGGAAGUGAGGCAAGAUAGUGACACCCUGUCAUUCUUCCAGGGGAUUUUAUUUCUUCCCCUUGCUCUUCAUCCAGAACUGAAAAGGUCUCCCCCCAGAGCUCCAGUGGGAAUCUCUGGAGUUUCAAGGGUUUGAGUGUCUCCACUAGAAACAGGAACUCUUCAGUGGAAGAGAUCCUCAGGUUCUCGACCUUUCUGCUUGCUCCAUAGAGGUAAUAUUUUAAAAUUAAUUUAAAAGUAAUUUAAAAUUAAAAUUUUAAAAAAAAUGACCUGGACACUUCGGGAGGCCUUACAGAAAAGAUGUGAAAAUAAGUAACUUUGCAAUCGAGAGUGAGAUUUUUAUCUCACCUCACUUUAGACAUCCACAGUGUGGAUGCCUCACUUGUGUAGAUUAAUGAAUGGAAUACCAUUUUUACAUCCUGCAGAAAGGAAUACGCCUUUCUGAGAUGCAAUUCCUGUCAUUGUAAAGCAGCUGCCUGCGCUCUGUCAGAUGAAUCAUGACCUAGAAAUGUCUGUGUCUGUCUUGAUUGUAGAAGAAGUCCGAGGUACCAACUCAAACACGAGCAUCAAUCUCUGUUUGUUCAGCUAACGAGGCUCCCAGUGUCCCCAGACCAAGAUCAAUUGUUAAAGUGUGCCCUGCAGAAUCCUCACCUGUCAAGGUGAUCUUCUGUUUGGGAAGAAAAGAACUCCUCACGUCCAACGUUGAGUCAAGUCGCUGUCAUUUAAAAUUUCUCUAUUUCUGCAAAACAUUAAUGGCCACUUUACACCUUAUUUGCACAGUAGCGCUUCCAAACCAUCUCAUUUUCAUCUUCUUCCCCAAAUCAGGGUUUCAGCAAGCAGAGAAUUGUCACCUGCUGAAAAUGCAGGGCUGCUUUCAGUCCAGGUUUGGUCACAGCCAACAUUGCCUAGUUUGGGAAUUAAAAUAAAUUUGCAGCACAGCUUUAAACAACCCAGACCAGCUUGUCAAGCCCCUCCAAAGGGACACUGUAAGGUCCUUACAGAUUUUUAUUGCAACACUAUAGAAACAAUUCAAAGGCUUGAACUGCAAUGACUGAUUCUGUGUCACUGGAGGAGAAAUCCCUCCGUCUCUUGCACAGAAUCAGCAUCUUUUUCUUUUUUUUUUUUUUUUUUUUCUGUCAGAACAAACGGAAUUGUUCCUUUUCAUCUUCCAAAGAGGUUUUAGAGGACUGAUGCCAAUGAUCCAGCGCUGAGACAUUCCCUGUGUUCCACAAAGCACAGAUCUUGCUGAUUUCCUUGAGAAGGUCUCGCUGGAAACAAGCUACAGGUGCAUUGGGAUGAGAGGAAUUGUGCUGACAGCUGCUGUGGAGAAGCAGCUGUGUUGCCUUGGUGUGAAAUGAAGGAACAAAAAUUUAAGGCAGCUGUUGCUCCAAGAUGGAUUGAUAAGUUCAAGAUGGAAUAAGCUAUCACUGAAAUGUGUUGGUGCUUUAAAAAAAUCCAAGCCUGCAUAGAUUUUUAAGACAGAAUAUUCCUGGUAAGAUCCACUUUAUCUUACUUGGAUAACUAAAAGUUAACUCUCCAAACUCAAGCUGGUGCUGCUCAACUUCCUCUUUGAUUCUUGGAGAACAAGACUCACCUCUCCUAGCAGAGAUAUCUAAAGGAUGAGAGAUCAAUCAUUCUCUGGAAAUGCCAAUUUCCUUCCACUAACUACAAAGGGAGCCAAGGGUGAUCCUCUCACACAAUGUGGAGAUCACAGGACAUUUUCAGCAAGUUCUUUUGUAUAGGAAUGAGGCAACAUUCCUGCUGUCCUUCUUCCAUCUGCAAUUCAUCAGAGAAGUUCAGACAUUACCAUCCAAGGGGCAAAAUCACCCAAAAAGGUCCUCACUCUUUCGCAGAAUAACAAAGCCUGACCCUCUCAAGGAGCCUCACAGUCUCACAUCCCAAAGCUUGAUAGAGUUUAAUAGAAGCAACUUGGCUCAUCAAACUUUCACCACUUCUUUUCUAGCCUCAGAUCUUGUCCUUUAAUUGUCUGCAUAUUUUCUGUGCAGGCAAUAAAAAAAGUCUUCAUGGACAUUCUGACUUUUCAGCAUUUUGGGGUUAGGCUUGUGGUUCGCUGCCUUGUUGUUGCUUAGAGUUUGGGAGGAGUGGUGCUUUUCCUUUUACAAGGUGUUUUUUUGUUGUUGUUGAAUUUGUCUGUUAAAUUGAUUUUUGCUUUAGAAUAAUGAUCAGAGCUAAAGAAAUGCCUCCUGCAAUGAGGCAGCACACCUAGAACAUACCUCCAUGCUUUGAGUGCUGCUCCACUCAAGCUCCCAGAGAAAUGUGUCAUGUAAUUAAAGCCCAGGGUAGAGGAGCACUGGGAUGGGAAUGUGUCCAAUCCUUGAUCCUUUCCUCUUUAAAGGGAUAAGAAUCCUUCCUGACCAGGGAUUUUGUCAAGGUUUUUACUUUUCUAUGGGGCAGAUCUCUAUGAGCUCCCACGGUGCUGGGCAGGCUGGAGCAGCAAAGCCAGGCUCUGCCCAAAAAAGCAGGGAGUUUUAAAACUAAGGUGACCAAGGUACAGUGGCAGGUUGGAGAUGUGUUGGGAGAGAGGAGUGGAUUCCUACAUGGAAUUCCUGCAAGCAGGAGCUGAGGGGCAAUGGUGGAACUGACUGUAGGAAGACCUGAUGGGAGGAUGAUGUGUUGGACAGAAAUAAAGUGUGGUGACUGAUACAACCAAGAGAAUCCCACUCUUGUGUUGGACUCCUGCUGCUUCUUAAAGUCUCACAAGUGUCCAGAGGAGAGGUAAAGAUGGAUGAACUUAGAAAAAAAAAUUUAUCCUUGUCUCCCUUGAGCUCAUAAUGCUCCUCAAACCUCCUACGGGCUCUGGCUGGGACUGCAUUUUGCUGAGGAUUGUAGAUGCAAUUUUUAAAAUACAUUUUUCAAAGUACAUUUUUUUUUUGUUAGUCUAAAAUAUUCCUUUUAAGUAAUUCUGCAGCCUUUGCCACCUGAGUACUGUAUAUUUACUUACCCACCCAUUUGGGGGUGAGGAGAGUAGCUGGAAGAGGGAUUAAACCCACUUACCUUUUGCUCUCUAAAAGUUUAAAGUGUCUGGUUUGACCUCUUUGCAUCUGCUCCCUCUGUCAUCAGUGGAAUCAGAUGGGCCCCCCUGGAGAGGAAUUCCACCCCCCUUUUUUGGGUUUAACUUUCAAUAACUUGAACUCAGAUGAAACUCAUCCUAUUUACCCAAGUAAAGGCAACGUGAGGAGGUAGAAAUUGCAGAAUCAAGCACUAAAUAAAUUCCUGAAAUGCUGUUCAGGGAAAGGAACAUUCCUGCUGUAAGCCUGUAUUUUUGGUGGUUAGGAAGUCAGCUGGAUGCAACUUCUUGGAGCUGUGUUUUGACCUGCAGCCUCAGGUUUUCCUGGCUAUUUUCUGAUUACUGUGUUUUCUCACUUAGAUAAAAGUCGAGUUGGCUAUAAAGUAAAAUCAGUGUGUUUGACUAAAUUAGUGAGUCACCAUGAAGCUUCAGGGAUUGUUUGGGUGUCCUGUGCAGGGCCAGGAGUUGGGCUUCCAUGAUCCUUGUGGGUCCCUUCCAACUCAGGAUAUUCUGUGAUUCUGUUGCCAUUCUAAAGCUUGCUUAACUCCAAGUCAAAGCUGGAUGCAAAGAGACAGGAGUGUCCAAAAAUCGUGUGGAUGUGGCACUUGAGGACAUGGGUUUAGUGCUGAACGUGGUGGUGCUGAUGGGUUGAUGGUUGGACUCGAUGACCUGAGAGGUCUUUUCCAACCUGAAUGAUUAUGUGAUGACUUUAGGUGAUUUGUGUGUGUGUCCAGGGCAUGUGAUGGGCUGGACAGAGAGAUGUGGAGAGAGGGCAGAUGUUCCUCAGCAGUGACAGACACAGAGAUGGUUCCUCUCUGAGCACUGGGAUGUUCUGCUGUACUUUCAGGGUAGACACAGGUAUGAAGUGGUGGGACCUCAGCUGCUCUUAUCCAGCCCUCAGAGACAGGGCAGUCAGCUGCACUAAGGUCAUUCUGGAUUAAACCCAUUAAAUCAAGGGGUUGAACUUGGUUUUGCUCCAGUGAUUUCCUGAAUUCUCUCCUUUUUGGUGGCUUGCUUAGCGUGAAGUUGGCUUUUUGGGGCAGGAGCUGAGCAUCUUCCCUGAGUUAGCUGGGUUAUUGCAGGGCUGCAGCCAUUUGCAUCUCAUCUUGACCAUUUUAGAAAAAAAAAAAAACAAAACAAAAAAGAGCCCCUUCCAAAUAGACCUGUGGCUUGGAGUCCCAGAGCCACUGUGGAUGAUCCUUCUUUAGGGAACUCGUCCACCCCCAAAAAAAAAAAAAAAAGUAGAUUUUUUUUUAUAACAUCAAAUGCACAAA
This is a messenger RNA of Myiozetetes cayanensis, 33100 nucleotides long. RefSeq names its product XK related 6 (gene XKR6). NCBI's taxonomy places the organism in Eukaryota, Metazoa, Chordata, Aves, Passeriformes, Tyrannidae. The transcript is spliced from 3 exons. Gene Ontology annotation, biological process: apoptotic process involved in development; phosphatidylserine exposure on apoptotic cell surface; engulfment of apoptotic cell. Gene Ontology annotation, cellular component: plasma membrane. Bases 24 to 1913 code for a protein of 629 amino acids. The record is from RefSeq and is a predicted model, not a curated record.